CUCCCUUGCCACCUCUACCAGCGCAACGAGGUCGAGGAAGGAACAUCCUGGACGUGUACGUUCCCCUUUGAAUCGAGGGAGGCUGCCUUCACACGAACGACAACUGGUGGGCACAUCGGUGAGUAGGUUCGGUAGGGAGGUGUCUCCCGGUCCUCCAACCAGAAGAAGCGAGACGACGACGACGACGACGACGACGACGACGACGACGGCGACGACGACGGCGGCGGCGACGACGACGACGACGACGACGACGACGACGACGACGACGACGACGACGACGACGACGAGACCUUUGGCGGUUACACACUGCGUCCUACCGUCUUCUGGUGUGUGCCUACCUAUUCGGGCUACCAGCCAACCGAGCGGCCAAACGGAGCUUCAGUCGACUCCGCGCACCCAAACGGUCCAGACCUGUCAGCCCGGAAGACACACGCGGCGCAGUAUUUCUCUCUCUCGAACAAACAGCCGAUCCAUUGAUCUCGCGUCUCGCAUCUCCCGCAUAACGAGUCGGCGACGUGACACUUGUACGCGAUUCUCGUUUCGCAAUCGAGUCGUCGUCGCGCACUUCGUGAGUUCACUUCGCUCGUUCGUUCGUUCGUUCGUUCGUUCGUUCGUUGCCAGAGAGAGUUCGCACCACUUUUCUUCACCAACUUGCAAGAUUUCCGCGCACGGAGAGAAUAACUCACCACACACCGGACUCACCUUGCUCGACAACGAAUCUCUUGUUUCCCGCCACUUUUGGAUCUCGGCAGCGAUACGAGGAUCCUCUCGCGACGUGGUACAAGCAGUGAUCUCACUCCCAGGAGUCAGCCGUGCUCGAGACUAGCUUUGCGCGGGAGGAGAAGAGCGAGUCGAGGAACGACAGAUAGAGAGAAAGAGAGGAGAGAGAGAGAGAGAGAGAGAGAGAGAGAGAGAGAGAGAGAAAGAAAGAGCGCGCGCACGUACGAAAGUGUGCGAACGCGCGACAGAGAUAGAUAGAGAGUGCACGACAGAGAGAGAGAGAGAGAGAGAGAGAGAGAGAGAGAGAGAGAGAGAGAGAGCGAGAGUGACGAGGUGUACCGAGAAAGGAGACAGAGGGAGACAGAAGAAGUGGUGGGAGUGACUCCGGGCGUUAGCGAGAGAGCGAGAGAGGCGGGUAGAGGGAAAGGAGAGACAGAGACUCGACCAAGAGAAGGAGCGGUGGGAAUUUAUAAGGAUGUUCGCGAUAAUGCCGAUGGAGACAGAGGGGCACGGCAGGGAGUUCGGCCGGCGGCAGAAGAUGCGCGCCAAGUGCACGGUAGAGUUCGUCUGCAAGUACUGCCAGCGGCGCUUCACGAAGCCCUACAACCUCAUGAUCCACGAGCGCAGCCAUAAGGACGACGUGACCUUCACCUGCGAGGUCUGCGGAAAGUCCUUCAAGCGGCAGGACAACCUCAAGCAGCACAGAUGUGGGUGGCGGUGAGCGGGAGCUCUGAAUCUCCUGCACCUUGACACACACACACACACACACACAUACGCACGCACGCACACACACACACACACACACAUACACAUACAAAAUGCACGCAACAACAACAGCAACAACAAUUACUACAGUUACAACAGCAACAACAAAACUACUACUGCAACAAUUACAACAACUAUUACUGCUACUGCUACUACUACUACUACAAAAAAAAGACACGACUCCACGCACUCUCAUUUCAAUCACCCGCACUUUUCCCGGUCGUGACGAGAGCGCGACCAACAACUAUGUACCGCCACCACAAGAAAAACCCCGGCAUGCGUAUAUUUCUUCUGUUACUACCACCACUACUACUACUACCACUACUACCACUACUACUACUACUACUACUACUACUACUACUACUAUUACCACUACUACUACCACUACUACUAUUUCUUCUUCCUCUUCUUCUUCUCACAUUACUACCACUUGUUCAUAUUCUUCUCCGUCUGCCACUUCCGCUACUUUGUCUCUUCACUGUGUCUGCGACUCUUACUACCACCCUCACUACCACUACUUCAUCGUCGGCUACUUCUAAUACUAACACACGGCGCGCACGGAUCCCACGCUCUAACGAGGCGGCGGGAAUGAUUGAUAGAUAGGAAGAGAGAAUUUAGAGAGUGAGAGGAGGGGAGGAAGCGAGGGCUUUCCCUGGAAGUGUACUUUCCUCACCUUCCGAUUUCGACCAUCUCUGUUCCAGGAGCAUACACUCUGUUCCCUACAAGGGCUCCAACGGCUACUCAAAUGGCUAUUCAAAUGGCUACUCUAGGUAUUAGAAGCCAUCCGGCCAACUAUCCUAAACUCCCGUAGGCACGCGUUUCUUUUUCUCUAUCGAGCACUCUAACUAUAUCUUACCGACCAGUCCCUCCUCUGUCUCAACGAUCCUCGGCGUGUCGGCGUCGACCGACGACGGCUUGAAAAUUCGCGGUAAAUGUCCUGUCUGUGUAUCGCGAAGAGAUCGCGAAGGAAUCGCGAAGCUUCAUCGAGUGGUUGUUAUUUUUUUUCUAAUUUUUCGUUCACCACCUCGCCAACCACCACCACCUCACACACUCGAUUCGUCCGUCCUGCUUUGAUAUUGUGUUUUUCGCUUCUGCCACCCUCCUGCAUCCAUCCCGAGCCUACACCCAGACGUCAGCCACAUCAGAGGAAUCUACCACCACGAAGCGCCGUCGCAGAGCCGGAAACGAUGGAAGCUAUCUGGGAUACGACGACGCGGCGGGAGAUCGCGAUUUCGCGACAUUUCCCGCGCAAUCCGCUUCCGCAAUCCGUCAUUGGAAUCAGCUCGCGGGAUUCUCGUGAAACACGCCAACGACGAGCGCACGACGGCGCUCCGAGCGAUCUCCGCGAAGCUCUACGCCGUUCUACGUUCAAAAUGUUACAGUAGACGGCGUUGUCUUGACGCGACAAAGUCGUUUCGCCAUGCCACAAGACACGCGAGAAAGAAAGGGAGACUGACACGACUGUAUGUGUGUGUGUCCGUCCAUAAUCGUUUCUAUCGUUUCCGCAAAACACCCUCAGACGACGCUAGACCGACCGAUCGUGUCUCGCGUCCACCCUCUUACACACAUCCACGAGAACCAGAGUCGACCGACGAAAGCGAAGAAGACUCGAAAAGGAUAAACAAGAAGAAGAAGUGGAAGAAGAAGAUCGACGACAUGUUGCGCGAUGUGAAGAACAACGGCGGCGGCGGCGGCGAGCGAGCGAGCGAGCGAGCGAGCGAGCGCGAGCGCGCGUGCGCGGCAGGGGCACUUUCCUCCGCGUUUUCAUAACGGAAGCUAUCGCGCGCUGCGUUGUUCCUCGCAGGCUCCUCGGGCUAACGUCCUAAAUUGGACUACGUAAUAACCUACUAGCUUCUACGGGAACGCUGACCAGUGGAUGCGCUGUUCGCCGCUUCUCCGCGUGCUACCGGUGGACCACGCCCAGGCCCGGAGCGACGUCUUCCUGACCUACCACCUGGCAAUCAGCCGCGCGCGGCUACUCGGCUUCCCCUUCAGAAAAUCCAUAUAAUUUCGCGGUGGUGCCGCGAGUAGGAGUCCGCGCGCUCUUAGGGAGCGCGUUCCGGAGCGUGGCAAAAUCGAGUCCCCUCGUGAGAGGGAAAGAAGGAAGGAAAGAAAGAAAGAAAGAAAGAAAGAAAGAAGGAAAGAAAGAAAGAAAUAAAGACAGAGAGACAGAGAGAGAGAGAGAGAGAGAGAGAGAGAGAGAGAGAGAAACUGUCGCGAAGACACAACCGGACAACCUUGAGCCACGUGGUACAAGGUGGGCCCGCGGUGGUAUCGCUGACGCAAAUACCAGUCAGCUGAGAUCGGUUUCCAGUGGGUGAACCCUCAGCAAAGUGUCUCUUCGAUUCCGGCCGAGACGCGACCCGGUGAUGUGG
Harpegnathos saltator (Jerdon's jumping ant) is the source of this 3860-nucleotide messenger RNA. It is a transcript of the gene drm, whose product is annotated as odd-skipped family member drumstick. The transcript has 3 exons. Gene Ontology annotation, molecular function: RNA polymerase II transcription regulatory region sequence-specific DNA binding; DNA-binding transcription factor activity, RNA polymerase II-specific. The record is from RefSeq and is a predicted model, not a curated record. Gene Ontology annotation, cellular component: nucleus. The coding region runs from base 1196 to 1441 and encodes 81 amino acids. Lineage: Eukaryota; Metazoa; Arthropoda; Insecta; Hymenoptera; Formicidae. Gene Ontology annotation, biological process: embryo development; regulation of transcription by RNA polymerase II.